AACUCACCGCCCAUGUCGCCGCCGUCGUUCCAUCCGUCCCACGACUGGCCACCUGCCGUGCCUGAUUCUGUGUGCUCCAUGGUGUGCUUGUAUAUAUAACCUCUUGUCGCAUCGAGGCUGUCGUGCUGCCUCUCCAUCCCCCUUCGCUGUCUCCUCCCUCCUCUCUCCUUAUCCGUCUUCAACCCUGUCAACAGCAGCCUCGUUUUCAUGCCUGCCCCAAUCGUGGCCCCCGCCGGAAUCACUUUUGCGCGCCAGGAAAAGCUGUCGAAGCUUCCUAUCCCUCCUCUCCGAGACACGAUCCAACGCUAUCUCGAUGCCGUCAAGCCGUUGCAGACCCCGCGCGAGCACGAGGAUACCUGUGCUGCCGCGCACGAGUUUAUCGAGAAAGACGGCCCAGAGCUGCAGGAGAAGCUGAUCCAGUACUCGAGCGGUCGCUCGUCCUACAUCGAGCAGUUUUGGUACGAUUCAUACCUCAAUUACGAUAACCCCGUCGUCCUCAACCUGAACCCUUUCUUCCUGCUCGAGGACGACCCGACUCCGUCUCGCGGCAACCAAGUCAAUCGCGCCGCGUCGCUCGCCAUCUCGACACUUGCCUUUGUCCGCGCCGUGCGUCGCGAGGAAUUGCCACCAGACAUGGUCCGCGGGAAACCGCUCUGCAUGUACCAGUACUCGCGCAUCUUUGGCACCGCGCGCAUUUCGACCGCGAACGGAUGCAUCAUGCAGUCGGACUUCACCGCCAAGCACAUCGUCGUCAUGGCGCGCUCGCAGUUCUACUGGUUCGAUGUUCUCGACGAUAACUCCGACCUCAUCAUGACCGAGAAAGACCUGGCGCAGAACUUUGCGACAAUCAUCAACGACGCGCAAAACACGCCCGUGACCGAGGCUGCCAAGGGCGCCGUCGGUGUGCUGACUGCUGAAAACCGGCGCAUCUGGGCGUCCUUGCGCGAACUGCUCACGCGAGACUCGACCGCGUCUGAAGACGAGCAUACCGAUGGUGAAAACGAGAGCGUGUCGUCGGCGCAGGCGAUGAGCAACAACCACGAAUGCUUGCAGAUUAUCGACUCGGCCUUGUUCAUCGUCUGCUUGGACUACUCUGAACCGCAGACGCCGUCUGAUCUCGCGAUGAAUAUGCUCUGCGGUACGAAUGUCAUCGAGAAGGGUGUGCAGGUUGGCACUUGUACAAAUCGGUGGUACGAUAAGUUGCAAAUCAUAGUGACGAAGAAUGGAAGCGCAGGAGUCAACUUCGAGCACACUGGAGUUGACGGACACACUAUCCUGCGCUUCGUCAGUGACAUUUACACAGACACUAUCCUCCGAUUUGCCCGAACAAUCGACGGAAAAGCUCCCAGUCUCUGGGCAAGCGAGUCGCCCGACCCUGCCCAGCGCGAUCCGGCCUCGUUCGGCGACGUGACGACGACGCCGCGAAAGCUCGAAUGGACGAUGAUCCCAGAGCUUUCGCUCGCGCUCCGGUUUGCGGAAACUAGGCUGGCGGACUUGAUCCAUCAGAAUGAGUUUGAGGUUCUGGAGUUUGCAAACUACGGCACCAAUUACAUCAAGUCCGCCGGCUUCUCGCCUGAUGCCUUCAUGCAGAUGGCGUUUCAGGCUGCGUACUAUGCACUCUAUGGAAAAGCCGAAUGCACGUACGAGCCCGCAAUGACAAAGUACUUUUUACACGGUCGAACGGAAGCAAUCCGGACGGUGUCUGAAGAGUCACUGGCCUUUGUCCGCAAGUUUUGCGAGGACGCACCGGCAAAGACAAAGAUCGAGUUUCUGCGCCGAGCCUGUGAUAAGCAUGUACAGACCACAAAGAUGUGCUCGCAGGGAUUAGGCCAGGACCGCCAUCUGUACGCGCUCUACUGUAUGCAUCAGCGGUACGCAGAAGAUGACAUGGCUACAGCCGCCGACGAAAGCAAUUCUGCGACCACCACGGCGUCGUCGAGUGCGAAGCUGCUGAGCGAGAUGCCGUCAUUGUUUGCUGAUCCCGGGUGGGAAAAGUUAAACACGACAAUCAUUAGCACCAGCAACUGCGGAAACCCCUCUCUUCGGCUGUUUGGAUUCGGGCCUACGAGUCAGGAUGGAUUCGGAAUCGGGUAUAUCAUCAAGAACGAUGCAAUCUCGGUGUGCGCGUCCUCCAAGCAUCGCCAGACGCGCCGAUUCCUUGACACGCUGAAUAAUUAUCUGAUUGAAGUCCGCAGUCUCCUACGUGCGUCUCAACAACGCCGCAGUACUGGAACUCGCGCGCGCACACCGGUGCCGUCGCGUCGGGGCAGUAUCUCAGGAGGCUCAUCCGGCGCGAAACGAAGCGGGCGCGAAGUCGUCGACGGCAGUCGGCGCGCGAGCGAGUCCGCGUCCGAGGAGGAAGACGUUGGCGAUAUGCUGGGCGGAUACGGAUACUUUGACGUCGGUGAGAUGGAACUCCUGCUGCGUGAGCACGAGCUGGGGAAUUCAGGGUUGCCGACGCCGGGGACGCCGUCGAGCGAGACGCCGCCGGCGGUCGUUCCUGAGAUUAUGACGAAUCACCCGCGUGCACGACGGCGCGAGGUUGGAAGGAAGUUGAGACUCGCUGAUAUUUAAUGCAUGCAAUUUGAAUCUGGUUUUUGCGCGCGAUUUGUGGAGCUGGGCGAAUGGAAAUAGGCAUUUGUUUUAUGGUUUGGACUUGAUAAUCAAUACAUACCUUUCUCUUUUGAAUAUAAUACCAGCUAGUACUUUAAUAAAUUGUUGUCUUCUGGAAAGUGUAAAAAAUGCUCAUGCAGUUGACGAAUCGUUG
Messenger RNA from Myxozyma melibiosi, 2767 nucleotides. RefSeq names its product carnitine O-acetyltransferase, variant 2. Gene Ontology annotation, biological process: carnitine metabolic process. Gene Ontology annotation, cellular component: mitochondrion. NCBI's taxonomy places the organism in Eukaryota, Fungi, Ascomycota, Lipomycetes, Lipomycetales, Lipomycetaceae. The coding region runs from base 208 to 2574 and encodes 788 amino acids. The transcript is spliced from 2 exons. Gene Ontology annotation, molecular function: carnitine O-acetyltransferase activity. The record is from RefSeq and is a predicted model, not a curated record.